CUCCUAAUAUUUCACUCAUUCUCUUACAACUGUCCUUUCCAAAAUGUGGUUGAAUAGAAGUUUAUUAGGCUUUCUCUUCUUGACACUCUUUUAUUUGUUGCCUGUAGUAACUGGACAUUGCACUACCGUUACCAAAACACGGCAUUAUACUAAGACCAUUCGCCCUACAAAUUGCCCAAAGGCUACUACCACCACUACUACGUCUAUAACUACAACUACGUCCACAACAACUACAGUCACAACUUCAACCGUCACAGUACUCCCAGCUAUUGUAAAAAGAACGAAUAACCGGGUUAAAUGUAUUCCUGAUAAAAAAGUCUAUCAAUCUUCCAAAUGUAGUAAAUGUAAAAGGUGCAGGAAUAAACAUGACAAAAGGUGCAAAAAGAGGUAUAACGAAUGUAAAAAGUGCAAAGUUACCGUCUAUUGUACUCCAACCGUUACCUUGCCAUGUCAAAAGCCCAAAACUGUAACCACCACCGCUUUUGCAACCUCCACUGCAAUUGCUACUACCACUAUCACCAGUAUAUUCUCCACCAAUACUCCCACUUGCAAACCUGUUUGUGCUCUACUUGAUGCAUGUAACCUUGAUACCUUUCAAACUUGCUGUAAUUUAUGCUGCACUAGUAUAGGUGGUGUCAGUAAAUGUUGCAGCAGUGAUGGUUUGGGUAGCCAAUGUCCUAAUGCUAUCCACAAAAGAUUAAAAUCUUCUGAUUCAGACCGUCCAUAUAUGAUUAAAGAGGGUAAUAUUUUAGGGGUGGGUACAGAAAAGUUUUACGUAACUAGUCGAUCGGAAAAUAAUGAUCGAUUAACCGAUCAAAUUAACAUAUAA
Messenger RNA from Rhizophagus irregularis DAOM 181602=DAOM 197198, 829 nucleotides. RefSeq lists its product as uncharacterized. Lineage: Eukaryota; Fungi; Glomeromycota; Glomeromycetes; Glomerales; Glomeraceae. The record is from RefSeq and is a predicted model, not a curated record.